UGUAACCAAAAAAUAUGGCUGCGCCCAUGGUCAAACAAGAACCUGCUGAAGAGGUUGACAUAGAAGCAAAAAUUAUAGAACUUUGUGGGCAAAAUCCCAAAGGCAUAACUGAUGAUGUUAUCAAAUUGGCUGUACCUCAGUGUGACAUUCAGCAGAGAGUUACUGCUGUUAAUAGACUAUUGUCUACUAACCGGCUUGAACUCUUAAAAAGUGGGGCAAAGCUUCUAUAUAGAUUAAAGGAUCCAGAUUCUGCAAGUCAAGUAAAAGGUGCUGAUACAGAAGAAAAAGUUGUGUUUCAGAUAAUAAAAGAUUCCCAAAAUAAAGGUAUAUGGACAAGAGAUAUCCGAAUUAAAAGUAAUUUGAAAAAUAUUCAAGUUUUGAACAAGAUCCUUAAGAACUUGGAGAGCAAGAAACUAAUAAAAGCUGUCAAGUCAGUCAAUGCAUCCAAGAAAAAGGUUUAUAUGCUAUAUAACCUAGAGCCAGAUCAAUCUGUGACAGGUGGACCUUGGUACAGCGCUUCCGAAUUUGAAUCUGAAUUUGUAGAGAUACUUAAUGCUCAAGCCCAUAAAUUUUUGCAGCAGAGGGUUGUUGAUGCCCACAAGGUAUACCCAGAAGAACCAUGGACAAGAUUACAAGCUUCUUAUGCAUCAGCUGAAGAUGUCCUUAAAUAUAUUACUAAUUUGGGCAUUAGUAAGGUUAAUCUCUCUGUGAAAGAUAUGGAAUCUAUUCUUGAUACUUUAAUAUUUGACGGCAAGGCUGAGUUGUCAGCACGAACAACAGGGGCAAGUGGCAUGACAUCAGGAGAUACAUCUGUAAAAAUUUACAGAGCUGUCAAGCCUUUGUCUGAUACUUCUGCUUUAGUAAGGACACCUUGUGGUGUCUGUCCAGUUAUUUCAAGAUGCACAGUAGAUGGUCUCAUUUCCCCUAAAACAUGUGUUUAUAUGAAAGAUUGGUUAGACUUUUGAUAGUAAUUUAUUAAAAAUGUGUACUUAGCAAGAAUUAGUUGGUUUUUAUUUGUACAUAAAUAUUAAAAAUGGU
Physella acuta is the source of this 1038-nucleotide messenger RNA. Its product is annotated as DNA-directed RNA polymerase III subunit RPC6. The record is from RefSeq and is a predicted model, not a curated record. Gene Ontology annotation, biological process: transcription by RNA polymerase III. Lineage: Eukaryota; Metazoa; Mollusca; Gastropoda; Physidae. Gene Ontology annotation, cellular component: RNA polymerase III complex.